AUGGCCGAGGCGCCGCACAACUACGCUGUCAAGCAGCAGGUGGUGGACAAGAUGCCCGCGCGCAUCAAGCACAUCCAGUUCGGCAUCUACUCCAACCAGGACAUUGUCAACCAGGCCGUCCUCGAGGUCUCGGACCGCAAUGUCUACGACCUCGCCCCCGCCGCCGACAACACGCGCACCCUCACCGCCAACGGGCCCAUGGACAUCCACAUGGGCAUCUCGACCAAGACGGGCAAGUGCGGGACCUGCGGCGAGGGCCUCGACAAGUGCAACGGCCACUUUGGCCACAUCAAGCUUGCCCUGCCCGCCUUCCACGUCGGCUACCUGAAGCACAUCAUCGAGGUCCUCAACUGCAUCUGCAAAGACUGCUCGCGCGUCCUGCUGGACGAGGUCGAGCGACGCCGCUACCUGCGCAGCAUGCGCCGCCCAGACAUGGACACGCUGCGCCGAAGCGCCGUCUCGAAGCGCAUCUUGGAGGACUGCCGGAAGAAGAAGCUGUGCCCCUACUGCAACGCCCUGCAGGGCACCGUCAGGAAGGUGCCCGGCCAUCCGCUCAAGAUCAUCCACAACCGCUACGAUGCCUUCAACCGAUCGACCGCAAAGACGAAAAAGGCCCCCGCCGGCAAGAUCGAGUUUGACCAGUCCUUCGACACCGCCAAGGCAGCCAACCCCGAGCUCGACAAGCACCUGAAGAAGGCGGCCGACGACAUGCACCCCCUGCGCGCCCUCAACCUGUUUAAGAAAAUCUCCCCCGAGGACUGCGAGCUGCUGGCCAUGAUACCAGAGGAUGCGCGGCCAGAGAUGCUGAUCUGGGAAUACAUGCCUGUCCCGCCCGUGGCGCUGCGGCCCUCCGUCAUGCAGGAAGGAGGAGCCACCGAAGACGACGUGACAAACAAGAUUGGAGACAUCUGCCAGAUCAGCAGCAUCAUCCGAGCUGGCCUGGCCCGAGGCUUUCCGCUCCAGAUCCUCAUGGAGCAGUGGGAUUUCUUGCAACUGCAGAUCGCCAUGUACAUCAACAGCGACGCGCCAGGUCUGAAGCAGCAGGGUUUGCAGAAGACCAUGCGCGGCUUCUCGCAGAGACUGAAGGGCAAAGGUGGACGCUUCCGUCAGAACUUGUCCGGAAAGCGUGUCGACUUCUCAGGCCGUACGGUCAUUGGACCCGAUCCGAAUCUGAGUAUCGAGGAAGUCGCUGUGCCAGAACGUGUCGCAAAGAACCUGACAUAUCCCGAGAAAGUGACAAGAUACAACAUCGAGAAACUGAGGAAGCUGGUGCUGAACGGUGCCAACAAGUACCCCGGCGCGAACUUUAUCCUCAAAGACGAUGCCGAGAGGACGCCCAACAGGGAACGCACCAAGAUUUCCCUGGCCGCACUGACCAAGCACGACCGGAAAGGGGAACGCUUGAAGUUCCCCGCGGAAAAGCUCAGAAUAGGCGACAUUGUCGAGCGGCACAUUGAAGACGGCGACAUCGUACUGUUCAAUCGACAACCAUCUCUCCACAAGCUUAGCAUUCUCAGCCACAGAGCCAAGGUUCGACCAUGGAGAACAUUCCGUCUCAACGAGUGCGUGUGCAAUCCUUACAACGCAGAUUUCGAUGGCGACGAGAUGAACUUGCACGUUCCUCAAACCGAAGAAGCACGCACAGAAGCUACGGAGCUGAUGGGCGUGAAGUACAACAUUGCAACCCCCAAGAACGGAACACCCAUCAUCGCCGCCAUCCAGGAUUUCAUCACGGCUGCCUUCCUGCUCAGCAACAAAAGCAACUUCUACGACCGACGGACGUUCUGCCAGAUCGUGAACUACAUGUUCAAUGGAGAUGGAGCAUACGACCCCGACACAGGCAAGACCUUGCCCAUCGAGAUUCCGCCGCCAGUCAUCUGGAAGCCACAAGCACUCUGGACCGGAAAGCAGGUCUUCAACUUGCUCAUGAGGCCUAACAAGGAAUCGAGGGUCCUUGUUAACCUAGAAGCUGCGAACAAGAUGUUCAAGCCGAAGGCGGGCGUGCCGCACGACCUCAGCGAUAACGACUCGUACCUGGUUAUUCGCAAUUCAGAAGUAAUGUGCGGGUGCAUGGACAAGGCAACCGUCGGUGACGGAAAGAAGGACUCGGUCUUCUAUGUCAUGAUGCGAGAUUUCGGCCCUCAACAUGCAGUACAAGGCAUGAACCGACUGUCUAAGCUGUCUGCACGCUGGCUUACUAACAACGGUUUCUCCCUCGGCAUCAGCGACGUCACUCCAGGCGAGAAGCUCAUGCAGAAGAAGCAAGCUUUGGUCGUAGAAGCUUACAGGCAGUGCGACCAGAUUAUCAGCGACUUCCAAGAAGGCAAGCUGCAGCGCGAUCCUGGUUGUGACGAAGAGAAGACAAUGGAGAACAGGAUUGGUGGUAUCCUCUCAAGCGUUCGCCAAGCAGCCGGUGACAUUUGUUUCGAGGAACUCAGCAGAUGGAACUCGCCCCUGCUCAUGGCCAAGUGCGGUUCAAAGGGUUCCAACCUCAACGUCUCUCAGAUGGUUGCGUCCGUCGGUCAACAGAUGAUUGGCGGUGCACGUGUCGCAGACGGCUUCCACCACCGGACACUACCGCAUUUCCCCAAGGCAGCCCGACAGCCAGCUGCCAAGGGCUUCGUCAGUAACAGUUUCUUCUCAGGCCUGACACCCUCUGAGUUCAUCUUCCACGCUAUGAGUGGUCGUGAAGGAUUGGUCGAUACCGCUGUCAAGACUGCAGAAACUGGAUACAUGAGUAGACGAUUGAUGAAAUCCCUUGAAGAUUUGUCCGCAUCCUACGAUGACACAGUGCGCAACUCUUCUGGAACUGUUGUGCAAUUCCAGUAUGGAGAUGACAAUCUGGAUCCAGUGGAUAUGGAAGGCAAGGCAAAGCCUGUAAAUUUCGACCGCACGUUCUCGCACGCUGUUACCUCGACGUGGAACAACGAAGAGCCCACCCUUGUCCCUAAGGAGGUUCGAGAUCACGUCCAUGCUCGGAUGAACACAGAGCGAAACAAGUACCCCCGAUACAAACUCGAUGGGGUGACAAGGCUGGCCUUCGACGACAACAGCGAUUCUGGUAUUGAUCAGAAGGAGUCCAUGCGCGACUUCCUCGACACUGUUGAGGACUAUGUAGGCAAGAAGGCAACCAAGCUCGAAACUACGCUCUUGUACUUGGGUGUUGCAGAACCUUUGCAGAGUCUAGAGAAGCUUCCUGUCGAGAUCGCGGAGAGGUACAGCCUCGCUGAUGGUAUCGCCAAGAUCUCGCAAACCGCUCUUGACACGUUCAUCGACCUCUGUCUUACCAAAUAUCACCGCUCACGAGUUCAGCCUGGUCACGCUGUGGGUGCCAUAGGUGCGCAGUCCAUCGGUGAGCCUGGUACGCAGAUGACGUUGAAGACUUUCCAUUUUGCUGGUGUCGCCGGUAUGUCCAUCACCCAGGGUGUCCCUCGUAUCAAGGAGAUCAUCAACGCCUCCUCCACCAUCUCCACGCCCGUCAUCACCUGCGAGCUGUCCAACAAGAUCUCUGAAUCCGCAGCACGCAUUGUCAAAGCACGUGUCGAGAAGACCUUCUUACGGGAUAUCAUAUCCUACGUAGAAGAUGUCUGGCACCCUAGCGGCGCCUACAUUGCUAUGCGCAUUGAUUGGGAUACGGUCAACGCUCUUUUCGUCGAUAUCCAGCCUCACGACAUCAUUCACGCAAUUCAAAAGCACAAGCCUCUCAAAUGGGGCAAGUCAGGCACCAACGUCCGCAUCUCCUCUUCGCUCAUCCGUGUCGAGGUCGCAGACCCAAGUGCGGCCAAGAAGCGCCCAACAAAGACCGCUCGCAACCAGAAAGAGUUCUUCGAGCGCGUUCAACACGUCAAGGCUUUGAUUCCGGACGUCGUCAUCAAGGGCUAUGCGGACUGCCAGCGUGCCAUCAUCAAGAAGGACACCUCUCCCAACAAGAAUGGUGACUACGAAUGCCAACUCCUUGUCGAAGGCUACGGCUUCAAAGACUGCAUGACCACGCCCGGUAUCGAGCCUUACACCACCAAGUCCAACCACGUCAUGGAAGUCCGCGACGUCCUCGGCAUCGAAGCCGCCCGCUCAACCAUCGUGCGUGAAAUCAGCUCCGUCAUGGGCAACAUGGACAUCGAUCCCCGUCACAUGCAGCUCCUCGCCGACGUCAUGACCUUCAAGGGCGACGUAUACGGCAUCACACGUUUCGGUCUCCAGAAGACGCGCGACUCUGUGCUGCAGCUGGCCAGUUUCGAAAAGACGCCUGACCACUUGUUCGAAGCUGCAGCUAGGGGCAAGAUCGAUAGCAUCGACGGUGUCUCCGAGUGCAUCAUCAUGGGCCAGAGCGUCAAGCUGGGCACCGGCGCUAUGCAAGUCAUCAGACCGCUGGGACUCACGACGGACGAGGUCAAGGUUAAGAGGACCAUGUUCGAGGAAGGGUGGGAUGCGUUGUAA
Ascochyta rabiei is the source of this 4437-nucleotide messenger RNA. Its product is annotated as DNA-directed RNA polymerase. Gene Ontology annotation, molecular function: DNA binding; DNA-directed RNA polymerase activity. The record is from RefSeq and is a predicted model, not a curated record. Lineage: Eukaryota; Fungi; Ascomycota; Dothideomycetes; Pleosporales; Didymellaceae. The coding region runs from base 1 to 4437 and encodes 1478 amino acids. Gene Ontology annotation, biological process: DNA-templated transcription. The transcript has 2 exons.